This is a messenger RNA of Petromyzon marinus (sea lamprey), 1952 nucleotides long. Lineage: Eukaryota; Metazoa; Chordata; Hyperoartia; Petromyzontiformes; Petromyzontidae. The record is from RefSeq and is a predicted model, not a curated record.
GACGGAGCAGGCCGUAGAAGGAAGCGGCGAUGGGGAAGCCUCGCUCACAGAAAGAGAGCGGAUUUGUAAGAGUCGCUACCGCGACCGAGCCCGUACGAGUGGCGUCUGCCGUGGGCACUGUGGGGAGACGCGGGGGAGUGGAACAGGCAGAGAGACCGGGAGACAGUGAGGCGCCAUGGUCGACUGCGUGAGUGGCGAGUUCCCCGACUCCACUGCGCUCGGAUCGGAAACUGAGUGGGGCAGCAGCAGCAGCAGCGAGGGCAGCAGCAAGGGCAGCAGCAAGGGCAGCCCCCGGAGAGACUCCGGCUGCCCCCAGAAGCCGGACGAGCAGAGGCGAGCGACGAGGCGAGAGAAGAAUCGAAUCGCCGCGCAGAAGAGCCGCGAGAAGCAGACUCAGAGAGCCGACAGCCUCCACCAGGAGAGCGAGUUUCUGGAGCAGGAGAACGCGGCGCUGAGACGCGAAGUGCGCGCGCUGAGCAGGCAGGCGCAGAUUCUACUCGGCGUCAUCCGAGCUCACGAGUCCUGCUCGUGCCUUCCAACAGCCGCGGGGGCCUACCACCACCACCACCAACAACAACAACAACACCACCACCAGCAGCAGCAGCACCGCUACCAGCCCGUCGUGUCGCCGCACCUGCUGGCACCGUCCCUCAUGGCGCCCCCCGGUGCUGCCGUGGGAUACGCGGCCGCUGAUGUUGACUCGGCCACGGGGAGCUUCGCCCUCACGCAGGGCGGCGGCGUCAGUUAAGGCAGGCGCCAUCCAUGGCACCAUAAGCGACUUGCGGCUGGAGCAGUCACCGCAUGCCCAUGGUGGUGGUGGUGGUGGUGGGGGAGUCAAUUGUACCGUACGUAUUGCACCGCAUUCUCAGGACUGUAAGACGCCCCGGUGAGCGAGGUGCACGCACCCAGGCGCCCGCACCGGCAACGGCAAGGAAACAUGGAAUAAGACGUGUGCCACGUGUCAAUAAAGUGGCACAAAUUCUGGUCACGCACGCGGACAGCUACCGUGUUAUAAGACACAUCCCUCGCUCUUGUUUCCUUUAAAAUGCGGUGCGUCUUAUAAUCCUGAGAAUUCGGUACGUGCAUUUCUGAUCCCGUUAGACGUGUUUAUGCGUAACAUUCAACUAAAGUUACAUUCAACAUUUCUGGGAGGCUCAACUGGUACACAUGGCCAGCUGCAAGCCACCUCCCCACCUGCACAUAGCCAUGCCCACUCACCUGCUGGCGCCGCCCACAUGAGAAGUGUCCCGCCGAACGUUGGCCCCGCCCAUUUUACAUAACCACGCCCACUCGCUCCACUAGCACCACCCACAGGGCGAGCGGAUUUGCUGUUUCGGGCGUUGCCCCGCCCACUCCUCAGGUAGCCCCGCCCCGUGAUCGUUUCAUCAUUAAUUUUGCAAUUUGGUAGAUUGGUGUGGAUCGUUCUUGUUGGCUGACGUCAUAAAUUGUCUAAGACUGGCUCGGUAAGUUUGUUAAUUGAUGGCCACAAUGUCGGUGCUGCUCACCUUGGCGUUGUCCUUGAUCUCUCACCAACCUUCGAACCGCACACUAACAAGGUCAUUAAGGCUGCCUUCUUUCACCUCAGAAAUAGAGCCACGUUGGGCCCCAUUUCUCCCAUCAUCGCACCUUAAGAAGCUCGUUCCGGCGUUUGCCUUUUCACGCAUAGAUUUUUGCAAUGCAUUAUUAGCUGGCAUCUCUCGCAAGCUGUUAAACAGCCGUCAAGCAUUUGCAAAAUGCAGCUGCCAGGGUUCUUAUACCGGUUGCUGAGCACAUUGCCCCUGUAUCUGACUCUCUCCAUUGGUUACCGGUCAGUUUCCGAGUGGGAGUUCAAGAUCCUACGUCUCGCCCACAUGGCUCUCAACGAUGCCUCCUCCAUAUUCCUUGGUUCUUUGGGUAAAGUCACGUAGGUAUAAGAGAAAAUAAAUCACGACGUUUCAGGCGCGCACACAAGC